Penaeus vannamei (Pacific white shrimp) is the source of this 2058-nucleotide messenger RNA. RefSeq names its product nuclear receptor subfamily 2 group E member 1. Lineage: Eukaryota; Metazoa; Arthropoda; Malacostraca; Decapoda; Penaeidae. Gene Ontology annotation, molecular function: zinc ion binding; RNA polymerase II cis-regulatory region sequence-specific DNA binding; nuclear receptor activity. Gene Ontology annotation, biological process: positive regulation of transcription by RNA polymerase II; anatomical structure development; cell differentiation. The record is from RefSeq and is a predicted model, not a curated record.
UUGAUGAACUUGUAUUUUCAUGAAGUGACCAAGUGCGAUUUCGCCACGAAAGGAUUACUAACAUCGGCGAACGUGAAUGUUCUCUCCCUCGCAACCCCGCUGCUGGACUUCGCUCGCACGAUAACCCAAGCAAGGAAGGAGUCCUCAAGGAUUCCUGAAGACUCGUAGGAGGAGGUCCUGAUGUUGACGGAGGUGAUGACUGAAGUGGAGAAGAUGGACUUGAGACUCCCAGCGCGGGGUCCUGCGACGACCAAGUGUCGCAUCUUGUACGACAUCCCCUGCAAGGUGUGUCAGGACCACUCCUCGGGCAAGCACUACGGCAUCUUCGCCUGCGACGGCUGCGCGGGGUUCUUCAAGAGGUCGAUCCGCCGCCAACGCCAGUACGUGUGCAAGAGCAAGGCGGACGGGGGCUGCCUGGUGGACAAGACGCAUCGGAAUCAGUGUCGCGCUUGCAGGCUGUCCAAGUGCAUUCAGGCCGGCAUGAACAAGGAUGCCGUGCAGCAUGAACGAGGUCCCCGUAAUUCCACGCUUCGCCGCCAGAUGUCUCUGUACUUCAAGGAGGCAGGAUCGGACUCGCCCCCACCCCCACCACGCCCACGAAGCACCACGCCCCCAGAGCCCGCCCACACUCGCUCCUCCCCGCCCGUCAUCAGCCACAUGCCGCCCAUAUCGGUGAGCGCCCACCUUCCCCUGCCGUUCCCUCCGCCGCCGCCGCCGCCCAUCCACGCCGCCCUCGAUCUCAAGAUUGGCGUCACACCUCGACACCUUCCCGCCACGCCCACCACCACCGCCCAUUCCGACCUCCCGCGCCCGCCGCCCCCGGAGAUCUCGGCACUCACGCUUGACAGGAUGCACGCCCUCACCACCCGCACCACCACGCUCCUCGCGCCCACGCCCAAGUAUCCUCACGAACUGGCGGUCCCCAUCGUGAGUUCGCCGGAUACGGUGUGCGAGACGGCGGCGAGACUCCUCUUCAUGAACGUCCGCUGGGCCAAGCACCUCCCCGCCUACACCGCCUUGCCGUUCAGGGAUCAGUUGAUGCUCUUGGAGGAAGGUUGGCGGGAGCUCUUUGUCCUUUCCGCCGCUCAGUUCCUCUUGCCAGUGGAGGCCGGACCUCUGCUGGCCUCGUCUGGCCUCAGCGGAGAGUCCUCGGAGCGCCUGCUGCCCAUCCUGCAGGAUAUCAAGCUCUUCCAAGACAUUCUUACCAAGUUCAAGGCCAUGUGUGUGGACCCUACUGAGUACGCGUGUCUGAAAGCAAUCGUUCUCUUCAAGACAGUGUGGGAGAACGCAAGCAGUGACGUGAAGGGCCUGCGCGACUUGGGUGCGGUGGCUGCUCUCCAAGACCAAGCUCAGCUCACACUCAACAAGUACAUCACCACAGCUUACCCGACCCAGCCCUUCAGAUUCGGAAAGCUGCUCCUGCUGCUGCCUUCGCUCCGGGCCGUGGGCUCCCGCACCAUCGAGGAGCUCUUCUUCAGGAGGACCAUCGGCGCCAUCCCCAUCGAGCGAAUCAUCUGCGACAUGUACAAGACGGCGGACUUCUGAGAGGAAUGAAACGAAGACGGACAGAUAAACCUUAGAAUCUUUAUUUUUAGCGACAAAAGCGGUUUAAUUAAAGUUGUAUAUAGACUUGGAGAGAAAGUUAUUAUGUGAUGAGAUAGAAGAUCGGACCUAAUAAUUGUGAUAUCACGCGAGAAUCAUUUAGAAGGAUCAUAAAUUCACUGUAAGAUAAGUUCCCCCCAUCACCAGUGACCCAGCCUUUAUUGCACAAGAUUGAUACUCACCGGCAAAAAGCGCCAUGCAAAUUAGGUUUUAGAUGUACAUUUCCAUUUAUUAUUACAUUCUUCUUCCAUCCUGUAUCCUCUCUUCGACCCAUCUAUCCCUUUCUUUGAAUGACGAGAAUCAAAACAGAAUCACCCAGUGAGACAUAGCGUACAUAGUGAUAAAUCCACCCUUAUGUAGCCUAGGAGAUUGUUGACGCAUCUGUACAUAGAUCUUAAUCGCCGACCGACGACGCUGCGCCGCGAGGGAUUCUCGGCAGCGACACUGUACAUAUCA